Messenger RNA from Betta splendens (Siamese fighting fish), 2208 nucleotides. It is a transcript of the gene th, whose product is annotated as tyrosine hydroxylase. Bases 145 to 1614 code for a protein of 489 amino acids. Gene Ontology annotation, biological process: dopamine biosynthetic process from tyrosine. The record is from RefSeq and is a predicted model, not a curated record. The transcript has 13 exons. Gene Ontology annotation, cellular component: axon; perikaryon; cytoplasm. Lineage: Eukaryota; Metazoa; Chordata; Actinopteri; Anabantiformes; Osphronemidae. Gene Ontology annotation, molecular function: tyrosine 3-monooxygenase activity; iron ion binding.
GACCCCAUAAAAAAGGGAACCUGUCUGAAUAAAAAGAAAAGCUGCGGGCGCACGGCACAGGGAGAGCUCCGUCCAACGUCACGGCGUCCUCGCUUCACUUUGAAACCAACCCAAAGUCACACAAGCGGCUGGUGGUCGACAAAGAUGCCCCUUUCAAGCAGCUCCACGUCCUCAACCAAGAGCAUCCGCAGAGCGGCGUCCGAGUUGGAGAGGUCUGACUCCAUCACGUCACAGAGGUUCGUGGGCAGGCGGCAAAGCUUGAUCGAGGACGCGCGCAAGGAGCGAGAAGCCGCCGCCGCAGCUGCAGAAGCGGCGGAAGCCAGUGAACAGAUCGUGUUCGAGGAAGAUGAUGGGAAGGCGCUUCUCAACCUCUUCUUCACGUUACGAACUUCCAAGACACCCGCUUUGUCGCGGACGCUCAAAGUUUUUGAGACGUUUGAAUCUAAGAUUCGCCAUUUGGAGACACGGCCGUGCAGGAAACUCAAGGAUUGCCUGGAGAGCCUGGAAUACUUUGUGCGUUGUGAGGUGCAUCUCUCAGAUGUCAGUACUCUCAUCAGUUCCAUCAAGCGGAACGCAGACGAUGUUAAAACCACCAAAGAAGUCAAAUUUCACUGGUUUCCAAAGAGAAUAGCCGAUUUGGACAGAUGUCAUCAUCUGGUCACAAAAUUUGAUCCAGACCUGGAUCAAGACCAUCCUGGCUACACAGACCCUGCCUACAGACAGAGGAGGAAGAUGAUUGGUGACAUCGCUUUCAGAUACAGACACGGGGAGCCAAUUCCCAAGGUGGAAUACACAGCGGAGGAGAUCGGGACCUGGCGGGAAGUCUACUCCACCCUGAGGGACUUGUACACCACGCAUGCCUGCACUGAGUAUCUCGAGGCCUUCCACUUGCUGGAGAGGCACUGUGGGUACAGCCCAGACAACAUCCCCCAGCUGGAAGACGUGUCACGCUUCCUCAAAGAGCGCACGGGGUUCCUGCUGCGUCCAGUGGCGGGUCUGCUGUCGGCCAGAGACUUCCUGGCCAGUCUGGCGUUCCGGGUGUUCCAGUGCACCCAGUACAUCCGACACGCGUCCUCCCCCAUGCACUCUCCCGAACCUGACUGCGUCCAUGAGCUCCUGGGCCACGUCCCAAUGCUGGCCGACCGCACCUUCGCCCAGUUUUCGCAGAACCUUGGCCUGGCAUCUCUCGGGGCCUCGGACGAGGAUAUUGAGAAACUCUCCACUCUGUACUGGUUCACUGUGGAGUACGGCUUAUGCAAACAGAACGGCGAGGUGAAGGCCUAUGGCGCUGGGCUGCUCUCCUCCUACGGAGAGCUUGUGUACUCCCUGUCCGACGAACCGGAGACCAGGGAGUUUGACCCCGGGGCCGCGGCGGUGCAGCCCUAUCAGGACCAGACGUACCAGCCUGUUUACUUCAUUUCGGAGAGUUUUUCAGAUGCCAAGGAGAAAUUCAGGACGUAUGUGGGCGGCAUCAAGCGCCCCUUCUCUGUGAGGUACGACCCGUACACCAGCAGCAUCGAGGUUCUGGACAACCCGCUCAAGAUCCAAGGAGGCCUGGAGGGAGUCAAGGAUGAGCUCAAGGUGCUGACAGACGCCCUCAGUGUUUUGUCCUGAUGAUGUCCCCCUCCCUCCCCCCAGUGCUUGAUCGCCCCACUGCUCUUUGCCCCCCCUCACCCCCCAGCCCCGCCGUGCCGUGCUCCGUCCAACCUGCAAGCGGAACCGCCGUGGUUCCCUUUCUGUGCCGUGCGUCCGGUUUGAAGCUGUUCCUCAUAGGUUGUCGCUUGUAGUCGCUGGCUGCGUGGUCCAUAAGGUAGCAACCAUUAGAAUACGUUGAAAUGCAGCACAGGCUAAGUUUGUCUCCGAAGACGUUCAACUGGCUGUGGAUCCAUUUGUGCAUCGAUGAGGUCAUCAACCGUAGGCAGUUUGUGCUUUUUGAGCGAAACGUGUGUUCUUUUGAGACGUGUGUCAAAACCUGAAGCAAAAGCAAAGGGAACUGAAUGUCCUGAAUGAAAUUGAUGUGGCAUUUUAAAACCAGAGCAAGGUGAUGGCAUAAUAAAGUGUAUAUUGAAAUCAUAUUUAUUCUACUCAUCAGAAAUACCUGCUGUAUUAAAAGGUUUUAAUAAAUUCAGAAUUUCAGCUGUGAAAUUGUUUAUCUUGGUUGGUUUUAUGCUGUUUUUGCUUUGCUCUGCAAAUAAAAAGACAAUGUGA